Molecule: messenger RNA, 1979 nt
Organism: Copidosoma floridanum
Lineage: Eukaryota; Metazoa; Arthropoda; Insecta; Hymenoptera; Encyrtidae
Product: arrestin domain-containing protein 3-like
Biological process (GO): protein transport
Cellular component (GO): cytoplasm
Source: RefSeq, a predicted model, not a curated record
UGUACAUUAGCCUAUAUAGUUAGAAUCCAUCUCCAUCGGGAUCUUGAGAGCCAUACCAUACCGAGCUUCGAGUCUUUUGUUGUAUAUAUUGUAAUUGUUCUGCAGUCUUGUUACUUCCACAGUUCUCAAACUCAUUAGCUAACGUUUUGUUAUUGCAACGACACGGCAGAGCGGCCUAAGAAUUUUUUCAUCUUAUUUUUUUCAACAAAAAAUCUCUAAUCUGCAUCGAACUUGACUUUAACAGCCAUGAACACAGCCACGAAUACAUUGGCUAACAACAAUGGAAUAGUUUAUUUGAUGAAUUCGACCUGGAGAAUGUGCAAUAGACAAUAAUCAGUGAUGUGAAUAGAGCUAUACACCACGGAUUGAAACAACUAAGUAUUUUUGCGAAAGUUUUGCAAGCAGUUUGGCGUAUUUUACUUUGCUGGACUAACGUUCGCUUAUCAACAAACUACAACAAUGUUACAUUUACCUCUACAAAUAUAGUUUGAUCAAAUCGUCAACUAUACUUUUAGUAACUAAUAUAUACAUACAUGUUGUGACAUACUUAUUACUAAUCUAUAUCACAUGUACUGCUGCAUCUUAUAUUAUUAUAGUAUUACCAGUUUUCUGUCAAAACUGUCAUCACGUAUGCACAUUAUAUAAAUUAAAAUCUCUUGCAUCAGCUGUUUCUCUGUCUUCUCUUGUCUACUUUUGCAUUUCAACAAUGGACAACAUAAGUGAAUUUGACAUUAAACUUGAAAAAGAAAUCUAUUAUGCGGGUGAAGUUAUUCAUGGUCAUGUUAUUUUGCAUACAACUGAAAACUUCAAAUUGAGAUCCAUGAGAUUGUCGUUGCGUGGCCAAGCACACGCGGAAUGGAAAAUUUCGGUCAGCGGCGACAGAAGAAGCGUCAAGGAUGACCAAUACUUUGUUGACGAGCGCAUCGUGGUAUGGGGUCAUGAUUCCCCAGAAGGGCCUAUUCCAAUACUGCCGCGUGGAAAACAUAAAUUUCCAUUUACUUUCAAUUUGCCGGAAAGCGCAUUGCCGUACAGCUUCGAGUCUCGAACCGGCUAUAUUCGCUAUUAUGUCAAAGCAACAGUCGACAGACCGUAUGCCAGUCCUCCUCAAGGCUUAAAGUACUUCACUCUGAUUGGUCCUCACAUUGAUUGUAUGGACGAACAUUAUUUGAAACCCACAAUUGGUACGGAAAUACAGUCAUCCUGCUUCUGCUGCAGAAGGAAUCCAGUCGAGUUGAGCGCCCAGUUGGAAAGAAGCGCGUACGUCUGCGGCGAAAGUAUAAAAUUACGCGCUUCCAUCGACAAUAGAGGCAUCGAAAAAGCAUGGUUACACGUCGCGCUAACUCAACACGUUGAAUUCUUCAUUGAGCGUGGUGUGCUUGGAGCAAGCAAGGAAAUUCAAAAAGUCGUUAUGGAAUACAAAGGAGAGCCAGUGGUUCCUGGCACAGCUGUCCAAUGGGACUCUUCGAGAAAGAUGAUUCUUCCCAUCUGUCCACCUUCUUUACUUGGCGUUUGCCGUUUAAUCCGAAUUUAUUAUGUCUUGAAGGUGAGUGUUCAAUUGGAAAAAUCGGGAGAAGAUAUGCAAAUGUAUUUUCCCAUAACAGUAGCAACCGUUCCCUUUCGAAUACCGAAUCUCCCUCAUCCAAAAAUCAAGUAUGAAAUGGCAGUAGACCAUGUAGAAGGUGGCUGUUAUGUUGGACCUGAAUUUCUUUUAGGUCAAGUAUAUGAUGGUACUGAUCAUCUAACAUCUCAAACACCGCUAGUUCUUUACAGACCAGUCUAUGUUUGCAUAGCUAGUGAAAAAAAAUUACAAAAUCAGUAAAACUCAAGUAAAACAUCGAUUUCCUACAUUAAACUUUUUAAUCUUGCAAUACUUUUAAUAAAAACUGUUAUAUUUACUUGUAGAUUUUGUUGUGCACAAUUAGUAUGAAGGUAAAAUGUAUACAUAUAAGCCCUACCGACAAUUAAAAUUCUUGAUGAAG